GCAUGCAUUACCACCUUACCUUCUUUGCUUUUAUUAUCUUAUCUCUUUGUAUCCAAUAAUGGCUCCUUCUCUGCGGUUCCUUUUGUUUCUUUCAGCAACCUUGUUCUUUAUGCAGACUCUGGCAGAGGCUGCAACAUGUAGCGACUGUUUCAUUCAUUCUCGGGCAGCUUACUAUCCAAAUUCUGAUGAAAAUGGAACUGAUACUGGCAGAUGUGGAUAUGGUUCAUUUGGAGCAACACUGAAUGGUGGGGAUGUAGCAGCCGCAUCUGACCUCUACCGUGAUGGUGUCGGUUGUGGUGCUUGCUAUCAGGUAAGGUGCACCAACAGUUACUAUUGCACUGACAACGGAGUGACCAUUGUUAUAACUGACCAAGGAUCAAGUGAUAAUACCGACUUUAUUCUCAGCAGACGAGCCUUCGGUCGGAUGGCUCAAACCACAGAUGCAGCUGCAUCUUUAUUAGCCCUUGGAGUAGUUGAUAUUGAAUAUAGACGUGUUUCAUGCAGCUAUCCAUACAAAAAUAUAACCAUCAAAAUCGACGAGAACAGCAACUAUCCUUAUUAUCUGGGUUUUGUCAUUUGGUAUCAACAAGGAAGAAGCGAUAUUACUGCUGUUCAGCUAUGCGAGACGCAAAAUUUUGUAUGCAAGCUCUUGGACAGAAGCUACGGAUCUGUAUGGACAACUACCUCUCCCCCCAGUGGACCCUUGUCACUAAGAAUGUUAUUCAGUGAUGAAAAUGGAGAUGAGACAUGGGUAGUUCCAGUCAACAACAUACCUAAUGACUGGAAAGCUGGAGAAACAUAUGAUACAGGAGUACAAGUAAACUUAUGAAGUCAUGGGAAGCAGAUAAAUCUAUCCAAAUAAGCCCGCUGCACUUCGUUUAUUUAUUAUUUAUCCUUUAUUUUUGUACACGGGUAUAGGGUCUAAGAAACUCACGAAAGUAAUCAUUUUAAUGUUGACUAUAAAAAUUCCUGGUAUACUAAUAAAAUUUGAUUUCUUAUAA
Messenger RNA from Populus nigra (black poplar), 1001 nucleotides. RefSeq names its product expansin-like B1. Bases 59 to 829 code for a protein of 256 amino acids. Gene Ontology annotation, cellular component: extracellular region. The record is from RefSeq and is a predicted model, not a curated record. NCBI's taxonomy places the organism in Eukaryota, Viridiplantae, Streptophyta, Magnoliopsida, Malpighiales, Salicaceae. The transcript has 5 exons.